Messenger RNA from Dichotomopilus funicola, 294 nucleotides. RefSeq lists its product as uncharacterized. Gene Ontology annotation, biological process: mRNA splicing, via spliceosome. Bases 1 to 294 code for a protein of 97 amino acids. Gene Ontology annotation, cellular component: U6 snRNP; U4/U6 x U5 tri-snRNP complex; precatalytic spliceosome. The record is from RefSeq and is a predicted model, not a curated record. The transcript is spliced from 3 exons. NCBI's taxonomy places the organism in Eukaryota, Fungi, Ascomycota, Sordariomycetes, Sordariales, Chaetomiaceae. Gene Ontology annotation, molecular function: RNA binding.
AUGUCGUUAAACAGCUAUACCGAUAAGAAGGUGUGCAUCAUCACCACCGACGGCCGCACUCUUGUCGGGACACUCGCAGCACACGACUACACCACAAACCUGGUCCUUCACAAUACAGUCGAGCGAGUAAUCCGGGACCCAGACGAGGGCGAGCCUUCCGCCGAAGUACCGCUGGGCUUGUACAUUGUCCGCGGGGAGAAUGUAUGCCUAGUGGGGCUGGUAGACGAGGCGCUUGAUGCGAGUAUCAACUGGACGGAAGUAAAAGGGGCGGCGAUUGGGACGACGAAACAUUGA